This is a messenger RNA of Anthonomus grandis grandis, 1012 nucleotides long. RefSeq lists its product as uncharacterized. Lineage: Eukaryota; Metazoa; Arthropoda; Insecta; Coleoptera; Curculionidae. Bases 345 to 773 code for a protein of 142 amino acids. The transcript is spliced from 2 exons. The record is from RefSeq and is a predicted model, not a curated record.
UUUAAAAGUCCUCUCAAUUGGAGAGUGAGAUGCAUAAUUAGUGCUACGAAAAGGCAGUGAAAACAAACGAUUAUGUCUUAGGUUUCUAGUUGGCACAUUAAAGAAAAUCAUCUUCAGAAGUCUUCAGCGGCCUGUUUCAUAAACCAUACUGAUAAUAUUAGCUAUUAAUAUUAGUCUCAUAAAUUAAUAAUAUUAGUAUGCUUUUUUCUGUUUCAUAAAAAUAUAUAUUAGACUAAUAAAAGUGAAGACUAAUAAUAUUAUUUUACUAGUCAGCUGUUUACAAGUUAGUGAGGUUAUGUCAUAAUUUGCGGUGCGGUUCCAUUAAGUGGCGUUAAAUUUGCAUAAUGUCUAAAAUAAGAAGUAAAAGAUCGGAAAAGCAAGUUAAGCAACAAAACUUUCUCCGAAAAAUUAAAGACAUGAAAGAUAGUCUAUUUGGACAGUUUUCUACCACACUGACCAAGGAAACAAAAAGAUCCGCAUGGAUGGAAGUUAGGGACUAUGCGGUUUCUAUUGGAUUGAUUACAUGCGAGAAAGACUACACCUACGUGCGUGAUGCUACUUGGCCUAAUAUUCGGAACCGAACAAUGAUCAAACUUGAUAACGCAAAAAAAACUGGAUCAGAUGGCGGCCCCGAUUCGAAACUUGAUGACACCGACAAGCUAGUAAUUGAAAUAAUUGGAAAAAACUCUCCAGUUAUAGAAGGAAUCGGGGUCGCGGAUUCAAUGGAGGAAGAGGUUGUAACCCAAACUCUACCGACUAAUACUGAGACAUAACCUGAUGUAACAGAGAUAAAAGAGGAUGUGGGAAAUACAUUUGAAGAUGUCGUAAGCCCACCGCUGAAGUCCCAAAAGUUAACAAGAGGUUAUUAUCGAUAGUUCCUAAAUUAAUUUUCAAUUCCAGCUGGCUUUGGAUAGAAGGCUACAGCUGGACAAAAAUACAUUUCCAUUAGAUAAAGACCUCGAUAAAGACUGUCCUCAUAAAAAGAUUAUUACUUAUAUUUUUUAUUUUUCCA